AUAAAUAAGAUAGUUAUAUGGAUGAGAAAGGAAUGGAGGGUUAUGGUCUGAGUGCAGGUAGAUGGGACUAGGGGAGAAUAAGUGUUCGGCACGAACUAGAAGGGCCAAGAUGGCCUGUUUCCGUGCUGUAAUUGUUAUAUGGUUAUAUGGUAAUAGGCUAUUGUGCAGAUGUGUAUUUGGGUUUUUAAAAGGCUUUUGAUUAAGUGCCACAUAAAAAUAUGGAGCACAAGAUAAAAACUCCUGGAAUGGCAUUAGGGGAUGUUUGUUAGCAUGGAUUGAACAUCUGUUAUCGAUUAGAAAACAGAAUUAGAAUAAAUAGGUAUUUUUGAGGCUGGAAUGAUAUAACUAGUGGAGUGCCCAAAAAAUUAGUUCUUGAGUUAAAAAUAUUUAUGAUUUACAGUAAUGACCUGGAGGAGGAGGCAGAGUGUAUCAUAUCCAACUUUGCCCAUUGCAAGAAAAUAGGUAGGUUGCAAGUUGAAAUGAGGACAUUAGGACUUUGCAACACAAUAUAGAUAGGUUGGCAAAUGGUAUGCACUUUGAUAAGAGGAAUCGAAAGUCAGAUUAAAUGGAAAAAGACUGUAACUGAUCAAAGUACAGAGGAAUCGAGGUGUGCAUGUGCAUGAAUUACGAUAUGUUUGCAGGAAGAUGUAACAAGUUAUUAAGAAGGCCUUUCCUUUUGCUAUUUUCAUAUGUUCUUAUGUUAAAUUAAUGUUAACCAUUUCUUGCUCUGAUUAGUGAGAGAAAAACAAGUCUACUUUUUGAAGUUUUAAAUAAUUCAUUGUAGAUAAACACUUUAUUUGCCAAAGUGAAUUGAUUUCUAUCCCAUAUGAAGGACAGCUGAACUACCUUAUGGCUUUUCUUUGAGUUACUGCCUAUCAGGUGGUGUGUACACAUGAUGUAAUUUAUAGGCAGGUCCAACGAUUGAUUACCUUUGUUUGCUUAGUGCUACACUGUACCAUGUAGAUCCAUCCACUACGUCACUAAAAUUGCUCUGUGUACCUUUUAGUCAGGAGCACAAACCAAUUCCUUACAACAGUCGAGCAAAUUUUGAGAGGAAUUUCUACAGUUUUUACUGACUGAAGGUGUAAUAUAAAGCAUGCCAAAGAAGGCCUUCAUAUGACGUGGACUAGGAAUUUCAUGGAUGCAUAGACCAUUUAAAUAGAAACAUUUGGAAUGCCACCAUUUGGUUUAGAUUGUACCAAGGGCAAUGUUCAAGAGGAAGAGAGAUACUUAAGGGCAAAUAAUAGACCUUACAACCUGAAAUUUCAGUAUGUGAACAAUAGAAUUAAAACUUCCAAAUAUAAUAUUUUUACAUUCCUGCCAGUCAACUUGUUUGAACAAUUUCAACGAAUUGCCAAUGCUUAUUUUUUAUUUUUACUAAUUCUGCAGCUUAUUCCACAAGUAUCAUCUCUAUCGUGGUAUACCACUGUUGUGCCUUUAGUGCUGGUAUUGACCAUAACAGCAGUGAAAGAUGCUAUCGAUGAUUUUCAUCGCUAUAAAAGUGACAACCAAGUCAACAAUCGGGAAGUCACAAUUCUUCUUGAUGGAAAGUUGCAAAGAGAUAAAUGGAUGGAUGUUCAAGUGGGAGAUAUAAUAAUGAUGGAGAAUAACCAAUUUGUUACUGCAGAUUUGCUCCUGUUAUCAAGUAGUGAACCAUAUGGCUUGAUUUACAUUGAGACAGCCGAGCUUGAUGGUGAAACAAAUCUGAAAGUUAAGCAAGCAUUAACCGUCACUUCAGACAUGGGAGAGAACACCAACGCUUUGGCAACUUUUGAUGGUGAGGUUAAAUGUGAACCGCCCAACAACAGGUUGGACAAGUUUAGAGGAAUGCUUACCUACAAGGAAAAUACGUAUUCUUUGGACAAUGAAAAAAUAAUACUACGUGGCUGUACAUUGAGGAAUACAGAUUGGUGUUAUGGACUUGUUAUUUUUGCAGGACAAGACACCAAAUUGAUGCAGAACAGUGGAUUGUCAGCUUUUAAAAGAACUAAUAUUGAUCGCCUUAUGAAUACUCUUGUGUUAUGGAUUUUUGGCUUUCUUGGUAUCAUGUGUACAGUGCUGGCUAUUGGAAAUGCUAUCUGGGAAACUUAUAAAGGAUAUUAUUUUCAGGUCUACUUGCCUUGGGAGCAGGACAUUCAAAAUUCUUACUUGUCAGGAUUUCUUGUGUUCUGGUCAUAUGUGAUCAUUCUGAACACUGUUGUCCCAAUUUCCUUAUAUGUGAGUAUUGAAGUUAUACGCUUGGGCAGCAGCUUCUACAUCAAUUGGGAUAGUAAAAUGUAUUAUCCAAAUAAGGAUAUCCCUGCAUUAGCACAUACAACUACAUUAACUGAGGAGCUUGGACAAAUCAAGUAUAUAUUCUCUGAUAAGACAGGAACUCUGACACAAAACAUUAUGCUAUUUAGCAAAUGCACAAUCAAUGGCAAAAUAUAUGGUAACGUGUAUGAUUUAAAUGGACAUAGGACAGAUGUCACUGCUCAAACAGAGAAAGUGGACUUUUCAUUUAAUUCCAUGGCAGAUCUGAAAUUUGUGUUCUAUGACCACAGUCUUGUUGAAGCUGUUAAAAUUGGUGAUCCUAAAGUCCAUGAAUUCCUUCGUUUGCUGUCGUUAUGCCACACAGUGAUGCCCGAGGAAAAGAUGAAGGGUGACCUUGUGUAUCAGGCUCAAUCUCCAGAUGAAGGUGCACUUGUCACCGCAGCAAGAAAUUUUGGCUUUAUUUUCCAAUCCCGUACUCCCGAAACAAUAACAGUGGUUGAAAUGGGUGAAUCUAAGGUCUAUGAAUUGCUUUCUAUUCUGGAUUUUGAUAAUGUGAGGAAAAGGAUGUCUGUAAUAGUUCGAGGUCCUGACAAGAAUCUGUAUUUGUACUGUAAGGGAGCUGACACUAUUGUUUUUGAGAGACUAAAUGCUUCAUCUCAACAUUUAAAAGAUAUUACCACUGAACAUCUUGAUGACUUUGCAGGUGACGGUUUACGCACUCUAGCCUUGGCAUAUAAACAGUUAGACGAAAAAUACUUCAAAGACUGGCAAAAGCGGUAUCAUGAAGCAAGUAUUGCAUUAGACAACCGGGAUGAACUACUGUUUAAGAUGUAUGAAGAAAUUGAAAAGGAUUUAACUUUGUUAGGAGCUACUGCUGUUGAAGACAAACUGCAGGAUGGUGUUCCACAGACAAUUGAAACGCUUGUGAAAGCAAACAUCAAGAUAUGGGUUCUUACGGGUGACAAACAAGAAACAGCUGUAAAUAUUGGCUAUGCAUGCAAUAUGCUCCAGGAUGAAAUGAAAAAAGUGUUCAUCAUUGAAGGCAACGAUUCAACUGCUGUUAGAGAAGAACUAAGAAACGCGUGUGUGAUAAUGAAAGGACAAGAACAAACAGAACUUGAUUUAAUCAAAAUCGAACAGCCAAAAAAACUUGAUUUCCUACCAGAUGAAAUUGCUGAUGCAGAUUAUGGACUGGUGAUCAGUGGUGACACACUGGCACAUGCUUUAGAAGGAGACAUGGAUUUAGAGUUCCUAAAAACAGCUUGCCUCUGUAAAACUGUAAUCUGCUGUCGUGUAACACCUCUUCAGAAAGCUCAGGUUGUAGAACUGGUAAAAAAGUACAAGAAAGCAAUAACAUUGGCAAUUGGAGAUGGUGCAAAUGAUGUUAGCAUGAUCAAAGCUGCUCACAUUGGAGUGGGUAUAAGUGGUGAGGAAGGAACACAGGCUGUCCUUUCAAGUGAUUUCUCCUUUGCCCAGUUUCGUUAUCUCCAACGUCUUUUACUUGUACACGGAAGAUGGUCCUAUCUUCGGAUGUGCAGAUUUCUCCGUUACUUUUUUUAUAAAAAUUUUGCUUUCACUCUUGUUCACUUUUGGUAUGGAUUCUUUUGUGGAUUUUCAGCACAGACAGUGUACGAUGAAUGGUUUAUUACACUCUACAAUUUAGUGUAUACAUCUCUUCCUGUGUUAGGAUUGAGCCUGUUUUAUCAGGAUUUUAAUGAUCGCUGGAGUAUGGCAUAUCCUCAACUUUAUGAACCUGGACAGCUUAAUCAUAAUUUCAGCAAAUUAGAAUUUGUGAAAUGUGUUAUCCAUGGAGUUUACAGUUCCUUAGUACUCUUCUUUAUUCCUUACGGUGCCCUUACUGAAGCAGUAAGAGAUGAUGGGAGGACCAUUUCAGACUAUCAGUCAUUUGCUUUAAUUGCUCAGACAUGCUUGCUUGUGACUGUCACUCUGCAGGUUGCACUUGAUACAGCUUACUGGACAGCUAUCAAUCACUUUUUCAUUUGGGGCAGUCUAGCAGUUUACUUUGCAAUAACAUUUACAAUGUACAGCAAUGGCAUGUAUCUGAUAUUCCCAACUUCAUUUCCAUUUAUAGGAACUGCAAGGAAUGCCUUGAACCAACCGCUUGUAUGGUUGACUAUUUUCCUCGCUGCCAUAAUGUGUAUCCUGCCAGUUGUUAUUCUGCGAUACCUCUUUGCUGAACUGAAACCUACUUUCAGCAAUAAACUGCGAUAUAAAAUGAGGCAAAUUAAGCUGCUUCCUCCCAAAGAAACUACUUCAUACGUGAGAAGGCCCAGUACACGUCGCUCAGCAUAUGCUUUUUCUCACCAACGGGGUUUUGGUGCCCUCAUUACUUCAGGGAAGAAUAUGCGAAUAAAAUCUAUGAAUUUUAUCCCUUCAUCAUCAUAUGCUAAUAAAGAAAAAUAUCCAAAACAACAAAUGAAACAAAACAUGAAAACCACACUGGAAUGACACUGAUUUCAUGUGUCAAGAUGACCAUUGGCAAAGAAAAUACUUAGCAUUCGUGUAUAAUAAUGUGCUGACUAUAAAUGACUUUUUAUGUGAAUUGUAAAGAAUUUUAUGCUACGUCUACAUCACAACAGAUAAAACAAAAAUCAGAAUCUAGCGGGUGUAUUAAUACAUAAUUCAGCCAUUAACCUGGUUUCUUUUAAUUUUGAGCAUACCCUAAUUUAAAGUCUUUUAAAUAUUGAAACUGAGAUUUACAUCAAUGAUUACAGUGUUACCCAUAAUAGCAUAGGUUCUCAUAGGUGAAAAUUACACAUUGUUUCCGAGAUCAACAGUAACUACUAUCUGUCUCCUGGAACCACCUAAACCUGUUUCAUCAGGAGGUCGAUUUGGGAAAAUUCUGUUUAUUAUAGUAUCAUUGAGAGGUUCAGAAGAUGGCUGUCGAUUCCAAACUAAAUCUAUAUUGUUAAUUUUAUUUGUUGGAAACUGGAAUGUCCUAGAAAUUGAAAAUAUUGCAUUCUUUCACGAGUUAAUGUCUGAAACGUCACUUAUCCAUCUUCUUUAGAGAUGCUGCUUGACCCGCUAAGUACUUCAGCACUUUGUGUCUUUUUUUCAAUCUGAUAGACAAUUGGGAAACAGCAUUUGGUGUAGUUAAUUGGUCUGGAGUUAGAGGAACUAGAAUCAGUGAUCAGUCAGAUGAGACCCAUUCAAAAGGCAAUAAAGACCUUACAACCAUGCCAGAUUGGGCUUGCCAUCUGCCCAAUAGCCCUACUGUGCACCCAACGUUUAUGUGAGUUACGUCAUAGUGCGCACCAGGAGCCUCUGUUGAUGUUUGCAUCGUACAUACAGAACAACAUUUUGGAUGGAUAAGUUUGGCUUUUCCAUCAUUUAAUUGGAGUACAUGAUAGAAUUUAUGAUGUUAUCUGGUUAGUUGUAAGAAUAGAGAAAUUUAAAUUAAUAAAAUACAAUCAGAUAGAUUCAGUGGUUUAUAUUGCACAAGAAUCCCACAAAAAGCUAUGGAAUAAAAUAAAAUUUGGAGGAACUCCUCUCUGAUGUGGUAAAAUGGACAUUCAACAUAUAAUAUGCAUGCAUCAAUGAUUUGUUAAUUUAAUGGUGAAAGGUUGAAGACAUCCAAAAGAUACAGCGCCCCAAAUUACAAACUGAAAGGCACAAUGUGGUUAUUGAAAUGGAAAAUCCAAUGUGUAUUUUAUGACAAGAACGAUAACGUAAUAAUGUGACGUAAAAUAUUUUGCUUUGAAUUCAUGACAUCCCUAAGAUCCAGAUGUGGUUUAUUUUUAACAUAUGUAAGUCCUGGCAGAUUUACUGCACUAUCCACAGUCAAUUCAGCAGUGGUAUCCAUUAUUAUUCAUCCAUUUCUUCAUAUUGACCUUGAGAAAAAAAAAAGAUAUAAUGAGUUUAUCCAAUCCCAAGAAACAUAGCAAAUGAAAGAACUCUAUUAUAACUAGAAGGUGCAUUUGACAGAGUAUGUUGAUGGGUACACUGAAAUCCUUGUCAUGCACACACUGUGUUCUAAUGCAUGUCUUCCAAACCAAGUCUAUCUUCCUUCAAUAUAGUUCUCUAUGCAUUUAUAAAUCUUGCUGAGUAACUAGUCAACACAUAAAUUGUGUGGGAUGAUAGUUAGCAUAGUUUUAUCAUUAUGGUCACUAUUAUGUGCAAGCCUGGGUUGUCUGGUUUCCAUUCUUAGUCUUCAUUCCCUAUUGCCUUUAGGAAUUUUGACGUUACUGCCAUUUUUCUCAGGUAUAUUAACUAACCAAUGUUGUGGAAAACAUUUAUCAGGUUUAACAAGUGGAGAGAAUAGUCUGUUUGUCAUUUCAGGUGUUGACGUUUCAUUGUGAUAGUUUUCAGAAGUCACACAGAGUUGUGAGUUUGCCUAUUGUAACUGCUGAAAAUAUCAGUUCCACUUUCUUUUUCUCCCUUAUAUUGGGAAAUUAUCAAUUUAUCAGUUGACCAGAUAAAAAUAAGGAAAAUUAGGAGCUCAGCACUUAGAUAAAUGAGUGCAGAGUAAGUCGUAUUGGGUACUUCAUGCUACAUCAUGGAAAAAAAGUAAAUUGCUUUAAGAGCUCUUAAUAGUGAAAUAAUAAAUACAGGUAGUUCUGCUAUAACACAAAUUUCCAUAACACGAAUUGGAUAUAACACUAAUGAUGAAUUAAGGAGUAGUAUUUGCAUUAUAUGGGCCAUAACGAGAUUAGUCAUAACGAGAUUUUGAUUGCAAACUAGAGAACCAAGUAAAAGUUAUUUUGGAAAUGAACAACAGAAAAAUAGCUCUCUUGUAACAAAAAACAACCCAGGAGAAAAAGAAACCGUUUCCAUGUGACCUCCCUGCUGUAAUCAGAGUUGGUUGUCUCCUAAGAACACAGUUAGUAUUUUAAUAGUGGGUUGGCUUUGAAAUUGACAAUCAAUUGCUUCUGCAGACACUUGUGCAAUGGUACUAUAUUAAACUACGUAAUAUAGAGCAUUCAGUAUUUUUAGUUUGCAGUAAUUGCAAUUGAAAAAGCCUUUAUUUUUGAAAACCCUGCAGGAAAAUAUACUUUCUUAUUGUGUCUGAAACUCUCAUUGCUACAAUUGUUUUUAUAACUCUAUUUUCUAUAAUGUGAAAUGUCUCAGGAAUGCAACUAUCGUAUUAUAGCAGAACUACCUGCAACAUAGAUAGAAAAUGUAAACAUAACAAAUGGAGUAAUUUCUGAUUGUAGAGCAAAUAUUUGUUUUGUGCCUUACUUUCUCUGCAUAUCACCAGGAAGUUAUUUUAUUUUUUUGUUUGUAUUAAUAAAUGUACAUGUUGGAAUGAAAACAACAUCCUGUUUAUAUUCCAUGCUUGUAUUUUUUAAUUAGCUAACUAAUAUUAGCAUAAUGCCUAUCAAAUUAUUGAAUAAAAUGAGGAAAAUUAUUAAAUUUUGUAAAAGGAAAAUGCUUAACUGUAUUUUUAAUUUUACCUAUAUUUUAGAGCCCCCUCUUAUAUUAGUCAUGUCAAGAUGUUUAUGUUUUAAAAGAAAUUGAGGUUUAUCUUUGAAUAUACAAAGGACAUAUCCAGACUCUAUGGAUCUAUUAGGUUCACUAGCUCAGAAAUCAGCAUAUUUCUGCAACCCAUUUCACCACACCUUUCGAUUAUAUAUUUUCCAGUGAGUCACUAGAUCUCCAUAAAUUUCACUGUAAAUCUACCAAUAAAUAGGUCGGUUUGCAUGCUUGUGUGUUAAUACAUAUAAUGUUUAAUGUCCCAUGUUUAUUUCUCCAUUUUUACCAUUAAGAAACUACAAACCAUUUCCAUGAAGUGGGUUUUCACUCACAAUGAAUCAGUUUUUCAGAAGAAAAAAAGAGGGUUUUUUUUCUUAUGGGGAUGCAUUAACCUGGGAAAUGCAGUCAACCAAUAAUUUUAAUCAAAGGAUUGAGUGGAAUCCAUAAUAAAAAACGUGAGAAGAAAUUUUAGAAUACAGCAAUUUCUGUUAAUAAUUUACUAUAGCAAUUGACAGCAUUGUUUGUUUUAUACGUUGUUUAUGGAGAGUUUAGUUCUGCCAAUUUUGCAUAGCUUCUUUAAGGAAUUAUCAUAAAAAUGUCACAACUGUGAUUAUGUUCGUGUACAAUUUAUUUUAUUGUUUAUGUGUAUGUAUUCAAAAAAUGUUGAAUUCCAAUUAAUUAAAAAUGAAAAAUGUCAUGUGAGAUUAUGAUAGAUUAAGGAGUAACACUUCAUUCGGUUGCACGUUAGUUCAUCAUGACAAAGGCACGUAUGGCUCUUCAUUCCUUGAAUAAUAAUACGUUUAUCAAACAUGUUUCAUAGUUUGAAGUAAGAUAUGUGUCAUUGAAUAUAUUUCUGAUAAAAACAUUUCAAAUUUUAUACAUGGGAACUGAAUGCCAAAGAUGAUAAAUGUUUUGUAUGUAUAUUUUAGUAUUUUAUUAAAUCCCACACAAUUAUAAUAGCA
Molecule: messenger RNA, 8648 nt
Organism: Leucoraja erinaceus (little skate)
Lineage: Eukaryota; Metazoa; Chordata; Chondrichthyes; Rajiformes; Rajidae
Product: probable phospholipid-transporting ATPase IM
Exons: 29
Coding region: 1174-4722 (1182 amino acids)
Biological process (GO): phospholipid translocation; Golgi organization
Cellular component (GO): plasma membrane
Molecular function (GO): magnesium ion binding; ATP hydrolysis activity; ATPase-coupled intramembrane lipid carrier activity
Source: RefSeq, a predicted model, not a curated record